AUGAGGAUCGGUGAACCUAGCGGCAUUGAAAUUCACCGUCUUCGCCAAGGCUGCCUGUCAACAAUCUUGGAAGAGACGCCAUCCCGCAAGACGCCUUCCUCGAUUUCACUCGCCGCACUUCCAGAUAGGGCCAAGGAUGACGUGUCCUACGCGUUCAGUAACUUGGCCACCGAGGACGUCCUCCCAGAUAAUCGGGACCUCAAGCAGUGGUACACGGUCGAAGAACGCACUUGCGGCAGCCACGCAGGAUAUCCCAGGAGGCUGUUCCCGAGGGCCGAGUGGUACCCGCUCGUUGGUAUGGGCGUCAAGGACACCGUGGCUCAGUGCAACACCAUGCAAGUACCAUGGACCGCGCAAGGAGCCUGGCACCAGACGGUGGAAGCCUCGAGGUUCACCGUGCGCCUACUGAUGCAGAGUGCGCGAGACCCGAGUACGCGUGGAUCGGAAGCGGCCGCGACCACGAGUGGCCGGUUCGUCGAGUGCGACCACGUGCCUUCUGCCGAGUGCAGCCUCGACGUCUCGGGCUGCAGGCGACGCAUCCACCCGCGUGACACGCUGCCGUGCGCGUUGACGGUGCUGAAUGCCAUCAAGGCUGACAGCAACGGCGACACGUACGGCGUGGCUGUACCAAGCAGCCGCAUUUGGAGGCUACGCGCGAGGUAAGCCAAACACCAGUCCAACUAAAACGCUGCAGUCAAUGUGCGGCCUCUUUUAUUGCUAUUCCAUUUACGCCAUCU
Molecule: messenger RNA, 737 nt
Organism: Dermacentor andersoni
Lineage: Eukaryota; Metazoa; Arthropoda; Arachnida; Ixodida; Ixodidae
Source: RefSeq, a predicted model, not a curated record